CGGGGGGGGAGAAAGUCCUUAUUUAAGCCCCUGCCAGAGGUUUCACUGCUACAUUAAAGGGAGAGAGUGGCCGCGGGCAGAGUCAGACCUCAGCUCUCACCGCCACCGGAGAGCACAGAGUGAGUGAGCAAACCCGGUCUCUGGGAGGUCCGAUGGCCCGGCCGUUGUGUUAUUCCUGGAUUCUACACUGUACCUGCUGCCUCCUCGUCUAUUCACAUCUGGUCCUGGAAGAAAAGAAAUCCGAUGAUCAGCAAAGCCUCUCCACAGACGAGCACACCGGCAUCUCCAUAGUAGAAUUGCCAAAGGCCAGAAUACGAAACAUCAGGAGGGAAAAUGACAAACAGAAUGCCAACCAGAACAGAAAAACACAGAACAACGGAAUCGCGGUGGUUCACAGGGCGAAGAGGCCGAAGGCCCAAGGACAGUGUGUGAAGCUGUGGGGGAUGUGCCUGCCCCCCUCGCCCCCCUGCUGCCAUCCCUGCGCCUUCUGUCACUGCCGAUUCUUCAACACUGUCUGCUACUGCCGGAAACUCAACCCAAAGUGCCUGGACAGAACAUAGGCGUGAUCAGUGUUCAGUGGGUGGGUUGGGGGCUUUGAAGAAGGAGUGUUAAUAACCAAAUUGAGGGUAUAUUGUAUUUUUUUGGGGGGUGGGUUCCAUUGUGGCCCGAUUUGGAUGAUGGGGGUUUCCAAUUGGAUAUUUUAGGAAGUUUUCAGCCAAGUUCUAACCAGCCUGACUGAGGCUGAGGUACCAUUUUUUUUAAGCCUCAAAAUUCGACAUGGCACAGAGUUAUCGGAAAAUUGCUAAAUCUGUUGUUAAUUGCAGAAGCCGGGAUUGGAUUGGAGAAUUUUCCGGCUAUCUGUGUGUGUUUCUCUCUCUCUGUCCGUCCCUUGUCCUAUUAUUAUACCCAAACCCAGAAACUCUCGAUCGCUGUAAUCAUUGGAUUGGGGAGUCCAUGCACUAAUGUACUAUCAAACGCUAUUAACAGCCUGUAAUUCAUCCCCAAGAUCCGUAAUUCAAUGAAUAACUCUCCUAAACCCCUGGAUUAAAUUGUAUCAACCUCU
Callorhinchus milii (elephant shark) is the source of this 1063-nucleotide messenger RNA. It is a transcript of the gene asip1, whose product is annotated as agouti signaling protein 1. The record is from RefSeq and is a predicted model, not a curated record. Gene Ontology annotation, cellular component: extracellular region. Bases 153 to 560 code for a protein of 135 amino acids. Gene Ontology annotation, biological process: hormone-mediated signaling pathway; melanosome organization; positive regulation of melanin biosynthetic process. The transcript has 4 exons. Gene Ontology annotation, molecular function: neuropeptide hormone activity; melanocortin receptor binding. Lineage: Eukaryota; Metazoa; Chordata; Chondrichthyes; Chimaeriformes; Callorhinchidae.